This is a messenger RNA of Arabidopsis lyrata subsp. lyrata, 1793 nucleotides long. Its product is annotated as putative F-box only protein 9. Gene Ontology annotation, molecular function: protein binding. Bases 164 to 1237 code for a protein of 357 amino acids. The transcript has a single exon. The record is from RefSeq and is a predicted model, not a curated record. NCBI's taxonomy places the organism in Eukaryota, Viridiplantae, Streptophyta, Magnoliopsida, Brassicales, Brassicaceae.
AUAAUUUUUAUACAAGUCUAAUUUAUCAUUAAUUAAUAAAUAAAUUUACACCCUAAUUUCUUGUUUGUAUAUAAGACAAAGAAAGGGGCAAAGUGAAAAAACUCAAACCCCUAAUUUCUACUACAAAGCUUUUGAGUCGCUUUCUUCUUUCACAAGAGAAACGAUGUCCGAUCUUCCACCGGAUUUGGUAGAAGAAAUACUCUCAAGGAUCCCAGCCACAUCUCUGAAACGAUUACGAUCCACUUGCAAACAAUGGAACUCUUUAUUCAAGAACCGAAGAUUCACCGAGAAGCACUUUCGUGAAGCUCCAAAGCAGUCUCAUGCUCUGUUAUGGAACGAUCGUAGGGUUUGUCCAAUGAGCAUCAAUCUCAACGUUGCUCCUCCAUCUAUAGAGUUUAAGAGUGUACUUAGUAUUAAGGACCCAGAACCCGUCUAUAUAUCCAAUGUUUCUCACUGCGACGGUUUAUUGUUAUGCACCACCGAUGAUGGUAGACUCGUAGUUUGGAAUCCGUGUUUGGGGCAAACCAGGUGGAUCAACUUUGAAAAUGAUUACAAGACAUACUAUAGGUUUGCUCUAGGAUACAAAAAUAACAAAUCUUGCCGUAGCUACAAACUCUUGAGGUUUUGGACAUCUUAUUUUACACCAAACCAUAUUGGUCUCGUGUAUAAUAUCUAUGAGUUUACCUCUGAUUCGUGGAGGGUUCUUCUUGAUAAAGUCUCUCUCAACUACUUUCUAAUAGAAUCAGAGAAUGGUGUGUCUAUCAAGGGAAAUACUUAUUGGCUUGCUUUAGAUGUCGAAACAAAUUUGUUACUCGGUUUUGAUUUUACAAUGGAGAGAUUUAAACGUUUGUGUCUUCCCUCAAAUAAGUAUGGUGAUACGAUGGUUCUAUCUGUUGUUAGAGAAGAAAAACUCUUAGUGUCACAUCAGAACUUUCGUUCAUCAAAGAUGGAUAUUUGGAUGACCAAUAUAAUUGAUAGUGAAACCGCCUUGUCCUGGAAGAAGUACUUUUCUGUGGAGUUUAUAAUCCUUAGUACUUGUCAUUCUUGUCCGUUUAGCAUUACUUUUCUGAUCGAUGAGGAGAAGAAAGUUGUCGUAUCGAUUGUAAUGGAUAAUGAGAAUAUGGUAAACAUUAUUGGAGCGUUCGAUGCAUAUUACGUAGAGGUCCCUGUGGAAUCAACAAAUUGUCCAUAUAGUCCAUGUAUUUUUAGUUAUGUUCCAAGUUUGGUUCAAAUCUAGUAAUGUAAAGGCAAAAAAAUAAAAUAAAACUAGUCUUGAAAAGUAAGGAAAUGAUUUCUUGCAGUUCUUUCUUCGGUUUUGUUUUUCUAAAAAAAAUGUAGUUUGAUUAAUUUAAUGAAUUGAUUAUUAAUAUAAAUAAUUUUUUUUUUUGUAUAUCACUUGGUUCUUAGUGAUUCCUUUCUUAAGAGAUCAUGUUCUUGGGAAGUGUCCCUUCUGCUUAUAUAUAUAACGUAACCUCACUUUUUGUUACUACUAAAUAUAUAUGUACCAUUAACGCUGGUAAUAAUUAUUGAAGACAGAAGAUGCAUGGUCCUUGAUAGUGUUGGGCUUGAAGCAAUGCUGCUUAGGCUUAAUCUUACUGCAGUCUACUCUACCGGCUUGACAAGCCUAGUCUAUGGCUGCUCCUGCUUGUAAUAGAUCAUCUUGUGCCAUUUUAUCGGCUACGCGUACCAUUGUUCAAUCUCCACUUCUAUUAUGAAAAGAAAUACACAUAUAUAUUUGUGAACUGCGUGUAUGCAAUAUGGACCUUACAAGAAUGUUUUUACCUGAAUUUUGU